CAUGUGAUAAUCACAGCACUGUGGUAAAGUAUUGAGCAUGUAUGUGACUGCGCUCAGACUGCUGUAUUAAUCUAGUUAAAUUCAUUUAUUCGAUGACUACAGUCUUAAAAAAAACAAAUACAGCCACGAGAGAGGUGGGUUUCGUUACUUGCUGAAACGGGGAGUUACUGAUGAUUUGGCAACCUCUGUUAAGUUUCGUUUUCCUGUGUAAAGCUGAGUAGUGAUGUGUGAGAGGUGCGCGUGCGGCUGCGCGCGGGUGUAUUUAUAACUCUCAGAGAGCAGCGUAGAGCUCUGGUGUGGUGAACGGAGGUCGCUGGAUAAAUUCAGGGAGCGAUGUCGAUGCUGGAGGCGGCUGUUAUUAAAGCGGUGUGUGAGGGCGGCGGGGCGGUGGAGUAUGAGCGCCUGCUGCUGGAGCUCAGCGCGGCCGGAGUGGAGGGAGCAGGCCCGGGGGAGGACCUGGAUCUGGACGCUGUGGUCCGGAGCAGCGGCUGCCUCACUGCUGUCCAGCGAAACAACUGCAGACAGGUGUUAAUAAGAACCAGCCUUAAAAUCUGCAGAAAGAGGGAGUGCGACAGAACCUGCAGAGAUCUACACCUGUGCAGAUUUGACCUGCUGGGCCACUGUGGCAGGCGAAGAUGCAGCUACGGACACAGCCUGGACACAGAGCACAACUCUAGAGUCUUGCGAGAACGCAAUCUGCACGAGCUCAACAAAGACCAGCUGCGCAUUCUCCUGCUACAGAGUGACACCUUUCUGCUUCCUAAUGUGUGUGUUUCAUAUAACAAAGGCAGCGGGGAGUACGGGAACUGUCCUGAUAAGGAGGCCUGUUUAAGACUUCACAUCUGUGAGAACUACAUCAGGGGAACCUGCGAUGGCAUCGGCUGCAGCAAGAGCUGCCAUGACUUCUACGAGCCUCACCCAAUGAAGUCCCUUGAAGCCAAAGGAGUUCCCAGUCAGCUGAUAGGAUCACUAUUGGUCAUCUAUGGGAACCUUCUGGCUCUGAAGGAUUUCAGUAAUGCCAGGGCUGAAACUGGUGCCAGGAGACGAGUGGACACCAAGUUCAACAACAGGGACAGGGUGCCUGAGUCAUUACAGAAGAACACGGAAAAUGUGAUUUGCCUCUCUUUUGUAAAAGGAUUCUGCAAAUUCGGAGAAAAAUGUUGGCGAAUCCACUUUGAUAUGCCCUACAAAUGGGAAGUGGAAGUGGACCAAGUGUGGACGGCUUUACCAGACAACGAGGCGAUCGAGCGAGACUACUGCGACCCUGCAAAGAUGCACAGUGUGGGGAUAGAGCCUGUGUGCUUCGACACUAUGGUCCUGGGUCUUCACAAGGUGCGGCGUCUCUCUACAGACUCUUCAGUGCUUGAACCUACUUUUAUCCUCACUACAAAGUGGCAAUGGUACUGGGAGAAUGAGUACCAUAAAUGGAUCCAGUAUGCAUCAAUCAAGGAGAUGCACAGGAUGUCCUCCAUCACCAGUGAUGAGCUGGAGCAAAAGUAUCUUGAAUUCUUAAAGGACAGUAACAAUGCUGUGAUCACAUUUACUGCUGGCAGGCAUUCUUAUGAGCUCAAUUUUAAAGAAAUGAAGCAGAAAAACGAAAUAAGUGACACAGAGAGGAUGGUCAGAAGGAGGCCACAGUUUUUUUCUUCCAUUGAUGUCAAGAGAGCAAAAACAAGGAGAGGUGUGCGGCCCAGCUCUCAUAAAGGUGUCCCUGGCUUUUGGGACCAAACUGCCAUUCCAGACUCUGGAUAUCAGCGAGUCCUCCUCUGUUCCUCUGACAAGGAUUAUGUCAGAGUACAGGACCAUUUCCAAAAGACCUUAACAAACUUCAACAUCCUGAAACUCGAAAGGAUCCAGAACAAGGAACUGUGGGAAGAUUUUCAGACGAAAAGAGAGCGAAUGAAAAAGGCAAACAAGGACAAGAAAUACGCUGAGGGGGAGCGAUUUCUAUUCCAUGGCACCAGAUCAACACUCAUUGAUCCUAUAUGCCUCCAGAACUUCGACAUGAGAGUAUCCGGAGCCAAUGGCACAGUGUACGGGCAAGGAAGUUACUUUGCAAGGGAUGCAAAGUACUCCCAUGAUUACACCGACGGUUACGGCGAGAAAUACAUGUUUGUGUGCAGAGUACUGGUUGGACACUACACCAAAGGAGCAUCCCAUUAUCGCAGGCCCCCGCCAAAGGAUUCCUUGGGCACACUUUUCGACAGCUGUGUGAAUGAUGUGCGAGAGCCCACCAUUUACGUGGUGUUCGAUAGAACUCAAGUCUAUCCAGAGUUCUUGAUUACAUACAAGGAGAGGUCUGUUUUCCAGCCUAGUGUAUGCACUCUAGCUCAGAGUUCAGCUCAGUCUGCGAAUUUCACAGAUACCAAUCCGCCCUUUACACCCACAGCUCUUGCAGUAGUCAGACAAGUGCCUUCUGCCUCUGUGUCGCGAGACCUGACAGCAGCUGCUGAAGCUUCAGUGAAGUCAGAUGAUAAUAAGGUGCUCUCACCUAAGACCAGUGUAUAUGUUAACACUAAUCAGACUCAACCUGCUACAAUCCAAACAGCACCUGCGUCAUCUUGCAACUCUACACUUGCAGCUCUUGCAGUAGUCAGACAAGUGCCUUCUGCCUCUUUGUCACAAGACCUGACAGCAGCAACUGAAGCUUCAGUGAAGUCAGAUGUUCAUAAGGUGCUCUCACCUACGAUCAGCUUAGUCAGACAAGCGCCGUCUGCCUCUGUGUCGCGAGACCUGCCAGCAGCUACAAUAAAAUCAGAUGAUCAUAAGUUGCUCUCACCACAGACCAGCUUAUCUGCUAACACUAAUCAGUCUGAAAGCACCAAAAUCCAUAAAGAGUCAGUCUCAUCUUGCAACUCUGAUGCACUGCUGGAUUCAUGGAUUUCAGUAAAUCCAAGCAGCCUAAACUCAGAGUUUAGUCAUUUAGAGGCUGAUUUUGUGGAUCCACUUACUCCAACUAAAACCACCGCUGUUGUUUUUGAUCAUUCUCUUGCCGCCAGUCCCUCAGUAAAGUCCAGUAGCGCCAAAUACAGCUCAUCCAGUAACACUGUUCACUCCUACAGUACAAAAACCCCAAAAGCAACUCUGCCGUCUAACACCUUUGACACCACUAAAGCAAAACCUGAGGGUUCGCUCCAAGAUUGGAAAAAAUCUGUAAAUCAUAGAAGCUCAUCAGAGUUAGCUUUUUUAAAGGAAGAUAUUUUCACAGAAUUUGGAGUACAUGCGUUUUCAACCAAUACCAAACCUGCUGUUGCUAAUUACCCUGCUGCUUCCUCUUCCUCAGCAAAGGAGAGUAGUGUUCCAAUAUCAUACAAAGCUAGUUCCCCUUCAGCUUACAGACAACCUUACUCUCACAGCUCCCUCUCACGUUCCACGCCAGAAAUAUCCGGUCCCCGGUCUCCACCCCCAAAACCUGAGAAAAAGUGUAUUCUGCAAUAAUUUACAUGAACUGAAAAUGUGAUCAUUGCCUAAUUUUGGCAUGCAAUAAAUUAUUCAGGUGAUGCUGCUUGAUUAUGGAUUUGGAUUAUUUUGUUUUUUUGUUUUUGAUUUCUUUAAAUCAAAUGAUCAUGCCGUUAACAUGAUUUAAGGACUAAGAACCCUGUCUUACACCCUGCACAUGGCACAUUGUGAUGCUCAUCCCUGCAAAAAGUCUAUUUUCACACCUUGUUGCUAUUCUUGGCAGUGAAAAAAAAACAAGUGCGCCACUAACUGAUAAGAACCCUGACAACAGUCACCAGUCAGCCCUUUAUUGCUAUCUUAGAUUGGCAGUUGCCUGUGCAUACACCCCCGCUUGUUACGCACACAAAGACACACCCCAGUGUGCAAACUCAACUUUUACAUCAACAAUAAACAUAAUACAGAAUAAAAUAACAUGGCUGUUCCUGUAAAUGACCUGCUCACACCUUUACAGUGUGAACAAACAGCUCAGUUUCCUCUGCUGAGAAGAGAAGAAGCUCUGUACCAUUAAAAUACAGACCUUCCAAAUUAAGUGUGCACCUGACUCUUAAAGGGCAUGGUGACAUGCUGAUUGGUUUAUUUCGCAUUAUGGCAAAACACACUCAUGAUUAAUUAACAGAAUUAGAGCAUGACUUGUGCAAGGCAUAUUUUUUGCAUCCUCAUGUGCGGUUGGCGACACGCCUAUAGAUCGCUAAAAUAGGGCUUUUAAGGAUGACAGGUUUAAAGGUAAAAGAUUUAAGGCCAGUAAUCAGGACAUUUUGUACAUGUAUAUUAUUGUUAUUAUAUCACAGGGAGAUCUGACCUAGUGAUGUGUUUGGCUAAAGGAUAAAUUGCGAUAUCCUUUCCUUACUAGUAAAAACUGGCAACGUGUAUAAUUACAGUGAGUAAUCUGUGUGACUCUUCAUCUCUCUCUAAAAGCAACAUUAAUUGCUUACAGAUUACAUUUUUUCUUAAGUUCCUAAGUGUAAUCAUAAUUACAACCACACAGCAUUCCGAAAUGAAGUUUGUGCUAUGACUUGAAAAAGCGGCACCAGUUGGCUGAUGUACACUGGGACAGUGGGCUUUUAUUUUUGUAGCUCAUGUUAUAACCCUCCCUCUUGUGAAUUUUUGCAUAAAUCUAAUGACCUUUGUUCUCCAUCUACACAUGGGCACAAACAGAACUGGAUAUUGAAGGUCACCACAAGAAGCGGAGGCAGUGUUGUGGAAAAACAAGAGGUCUUUAUCAGUUGAUAAGUUGAGCUCUGUUGUUUUCUUACUCUUUGAUUGUUCUGUUUAUUAGGCAAAGGGCACUCUCUGUGUAGUUCAUCUGUGGGAAACAUAAGCAGAAAGCCUACAAACACUGUAGGCUUCACUACAGGUUUCAACACAAAAAGUAAAAAGUAAACUUCUGCCCAAUGCAAGUAUAUUAGUAUUGUAUGACAUGAAUUUAAUGUGUUAUUACAUAAUAUUAUUGGUAUAGUAGUAGUAGUAGUAGUAGUAUUACAUAUUAUUACAUUGCUUGUACAUAAACAUAUUUUCAGUGACAGACAGUAGGGAUGAUUUAUAUUUGAAGUUGUAAUGAUUAAUACAUUAAUGAUUAAUCUCUUUACUUUAAUUGUUGUGACAGCAUUGUUGUAGAAGGGCAGUGUGUUUUAGACAGUGUUAAAGCUAAUAAGAAAAACUCUGAACUAAUAUUGUACCAAAUGAAGAUAUUACUCUGAAACAUGAUUGCUGGGUUGAUUAAAAUUUCAUUUAAAAUUAUAUACAGUGGUGUAAAAAACUUUUUUUUUGCACUCUUAUGUUUUCUGACUCUUAAAUGUUUCAGAUUAUCAAACAAAUGUAAAUACACAAGUAAACACAAAAGGGAGAAAAGAAAUCCAAACCUACAUGGUCCUGUGUGAAUAAUAAUUGUUAGAAAUGGUUUGUUCAAAUGAUAGAUCUCAAUUACUUUCUUAUUUGUUCCUGAACUUCUUUGGAUUUGAAUGAUGUUUAGGUUUUGAGUAUCUCUUGGUCUACUUUCAAGUCAUUUCUUGAUUGAGAACAGUGUGUAUUUUUUGUUCAUUCCAAGAUCGCUUUUCUUUCUGUAAAACGACAAACAACCUUUUAUCAAAUUCUAAUAAAAUCUCUUCUUACAAACAAA
Molecule: messenger RNA, 5575 nt
Organism: Astyanax mexicanus (Mexican tetra)
Lineage: Eukaryota; Metazoa; Chordata; Actinopteri; Characiformes; Acestrorhamphidae
Product: protein mono-ADP-ribosyltransferase PARP12
Exons: 12
Coding region: 334-3438 (1034 amino acids)
Molecular function (GO): NAD+ poly-ADP-ribosyltransferase activity; metal ion binding
Source: RefSeq, a predicted model, not a curated record